AUGAGCGGCUUGAUCAGCUCUAUUGCCUGGAUCAGCCAAGGCAAGUCUGCUCGGCACCCGACAAAGUUCUCAGAGAGCGAUCCAGCACGACUGGGACAUGUUGGGGCACUGGCAAAGCAGAGAUACGACCUGGCGCUCGAGCAAUUUAAUGCCGCUUCAGAUCAGCAGAACGGCGGCAAGAGCGAGUUCGUCGUCCCCAAGAAUGGCGCAGACUCGGGCGCAGAUGAUGAGGGGGACUGGGAGGACGAGGAGGCGGACGAGGUGAUGGAGACAGACGUCGAGGCACCGAAAGAUCCCAAUGAUCUAUCCGAAUACAAGCUCGAUGAGUAUGAUGAGGAUGAGGAGCCAGCUGCAGAUGCUGGCAACACGCUGGGCGCCUUCAACAACAUCAAGAGCUUACAAUAUCAUCUCGACGACGCGGACGACCCUUACUUGGACCUGCCGCCAGACCAGGCUGCCGCAGAAGAAGAGGACGAGCGUGAGGAGCUGGAGAUUUUGCCUGGCGACAAUCUCAUCGUGACUGCAAAGACACAAGACGACCUGUCCCAGAUUGAUGUCUAUCUCUACGAUGACAGGCGGACGAGAGACCCAAGCUCAGAGGAUACGCGAGAGUCACUUUACGUUCAUCAUGAUCUGCUCCUGCCGUCCAUGCCGCUCUGUCUCGAAUGGCUUGACUUCUUACCACACUCGCCCUUCGGUACAAGUAACGUAGAGGCUGGCGCACAGCAGUCCGGCAGCUACAUUGCUAUUGGCACGUUCGACCCCGAGAUUGAGAUCUGGAAUAUGGACGUCCUCGAGGGUCUCUAUCCUGACCACAUUCUCGGCGCAUCACCAGAAGCAGCAACACCAGUCGCUGCCGAAAGUAUGGCAGUCGAUGCCCCGAACGGGGCUGCGAGCACAGCAAGCAAGACCAAAAAGAAGAAGAAAAAGUCGAAAUCUGUUGAGCCUGCGCCUGCACCGAUCAUCGAUGCAAAUUCAUACCAUACCGAUUCGAUCCUAUCGCUGUCUUGGAACAGAACACAUCGGCAGCUACUUGCAUCCUCAUCAGCAGACAUGACCGUCAAGCUAUGGGACCUCACUCGGCCAUCUGGCUCUCCCGCUCUGCGUGCGUUCAAUGACCUGCAUCAAGACAAAGUGCAAGCUGUGCAAUGGAAUCAGAGCGACCCCACUGUACUCUUGUCCGGAAGCUGGGACGGCAUCGUUCGCGUCUUCGAUUCUCGCGCACCUGGGCAAGGCGUGCAUGUGAAAGUAGAGAGCGAUGUCGAGUGUAUCCGAUGGAAUCCCUGGGACACCGCCCAAUUCCUCGUGUCGAUGGAGAACGGACUUGUCAAGGCAUUUGACUCGCGCACGCUAGUCUCGACAGCGAGCAUGGCGACAUCUACAAAGGCAUUAUGGACCUUGGCCGCACACGACAAGGCUGCUUCUGCCCUCGACAUCAACCCGCACAUACCAGGCAUGCUCGUGACAGGUGGUGUAGAUCAGCAGGUAAAGCUAUGGAACGUCGACGAGACCGGGACGACGCGUAAAGUCAGUCUGGUCGUCAGCAAAGAUCUAGGCGUCGGCAAGGUGUUUGCCGCUUCCUUUUCGCCUGACGAUCCUACCACGAUAGCCGCUGCAGGCUCUCAAGGCAACCUGCAAAUAUGGGAUUGUGCCGGUAAUCCUGGUGUGAGACGGACGUUUGGAGAUCGACUUCGCAAGCUUGGCAAAGCGCUAGACGAACAAAAAGAGAGGGUCAUUGGGGUAGUGGACGAUGACAACUCUGACGAUGAUGAUGAUUAG
Molecule: messenger RNA, 1779 nt
Organism: Mixia osmundae IAM 14324
Lineage: Eukaryota; Fungi; Basidiomycota; Mixiomycetes; Mixiales; Mixiaceae
Exons: 2
Coding region: 1-1779 (592 amino acids)
Biological process (GO): rRNA processing
Cellular component (GO): nucleus
Molecular function (GO): protein binding
Source: RefSeq, a predicted model, not a curated record